AUAAAUGGCAAUCGCGUAAUCGCAUCCUCCGUGCCUUCCUUUCAGCUGUCGCGGAGGAGAGAGGCGGGCAGACAGCAAGCACGGCCGCGUUCUCUCUGAGGAAGCCCCUCACCAUGGACGCGAGUGAAUUCAGGCGGCGGGGGCGGGAGAUGGUGGACUACAUAGCGGACUACAUCGAGGGCAUCGAGGGGCGCCAGGUCUACCCCAGCGUGGAGCCCGGCUACCUGCGCCCCCUGAUCCCCAGCUGCGCCCCCCAGGAGCCCGACACCUACGAGGACAUCAUGAAGGAUGUGGAGAAGGUCAUCAUGCCGGGGGUGACCCACUGGCACAGCCCCCGCUUCUUCGCCUACUUCCCCACGGCCAGCUCGUACCCGGCCAUGCUCGCCGACAUGCUGUGCGGGGCCAUCGGCUGCAUUGGCUUCUCCUGGGCGGCGAGCCCGGCGUGCACAGAGCUGGAGACGGUGAUGCUGGACUGGCUGGGGAAGAUGCUGCGGCUGCCUGAGGCCUUUCUGGCCGAGAAGGGGGGCGCAGGGGGAGGCGUCAUCCAGGUGGUGGCCACCCUGGGGACCACGCCCUGCUGCUCCUUCGACUGCCUCUCUGAAGUGGGCCCGCUCUGUAACUGGGAGGACCUGUGGCUGCACGUGGACGCGGCCUACGCGGGCAGCGCCUUCAUCUGCCCCGAGUUCCGGCACUUCCUGGACGGCGUGGAGUUUGCAGACUCCUUCAACUUCAACCCCCACAAGUGGCUCCUGGUGAACUUCGACUGCUCGGCCAUGUGGGUGAGGAAGCGCGCGGACCUGACCGGAGCCUUCAAGCUGGACCCCGUGUACCUGCGGCACGGCCACCAGGACUCCGGGCUCAUCACUGACUACAGGCACUGGCAGCUGCCGCUGGGACGCAGGUUCCGCUCCCUGAAGAUGUGGUUCGUGUUCCGGCUGUACGGGGUCACGGGCCUGCAGGCCCACAUCCGCAAGCACGUGCAGCUGGCCCGCGAGUUCGAGGCUGCGGUGCAGCGGGACCCUCGCUUUGAAAUCUGCGCGGAAGUCACCCUGGGGCUGGUCUGCUUCCGGCUGAAGGGCCCCAACAAGCUGAACGAAGACCUUCUGGACAGAAUCAACGGCGCCAAGGAGAUCCACCUGGUCCCCUGCCACCUGAGGGACAAGUUCGUGCUGCGCUUCGCCAUCUGCUCCCGCACUGCGGAGUCCGCGCACGUGCAGCAGGCCUGGGCCCACAUCCAGGCGCUGGCCACGGCCCUGCUGGGGGCCGGGCAGGAGUAGUGAGAUCCAAGCUGAACAGACGUGUAUCUGAAAACUGGAGGGAGAGGACGAUAAACAUCACCCGGCUCCGUGGAAGCGAGCCCGCCGGCUCCGCACUUCUCUCUCCGAUGCUACCAGACGCCUGCGCUUAGUCUCCCGAGUCUCUCAUCGGCGAAGAGAGAUUAUUUGCUGCGUGAAAAGUCAGUCCCCGGGAUGUAGCUUUCAUUCAUUGUUUGGCUGCGGUUUUGUGAAUUAAACGAUCAUAGUGCUUCGUGCUCUUGGAGUUGGCCGUGGCGGGGAGGGCUCGCGAGCUCUCUCCCAGGCCAGGCUGGGCGAUGGCGGUCACGCCUGGGCCUUCCCCUUGCUCCGUCCUGCGGCCAGCGCUCAAUAAACAAUCUGAAGUGCCAUGGC
This is a messenger RNA of Myotis davidii, 1667 nucleotides long. It is a transcript of the gene DDC, whose product is annotated as dopa decarboxylase. Lineage: Eukaryota; Metazoa; Chordata; Mammalia; Chiroptera; Vespertilionidae. The transcript is spliced from 13 exons. The record is from RefSeq and is a predicted model, not a curated record. The coding region runs from base 114 to 1277 and encodes 387 amino acids. Gene Ontology annotation, molecular function: aromatic-L-amino-acid decarboxylase activity; pyridoxal phosphate binding. Gene Ontology annotation, biological process: amino acid metabolic process; serotonin biosynthetic process; catecholamine metabolic process.